Fundulus heteroclitus (mummichog) is the source of this 8732-nucleotide messenger RNA. RefSeq names its product mucin-5AC. The transcript has 28 exons. Gene Ontology annotation, cellular component: cell surface. The coding region runs from base 23 to 8524 and encodes 2833 amino acids. The record is from RefSeq and is a predicted model, not a curated record. Gene Ontology annotation, biological process: cell-matrix adhesion. Lineage: Eukaryota; Metazoa; Chordata; Actinopteri; Cyprinodontiformes; Fundulidae.
AUCUCUAAGAAAGAGACAGCAGAUGUUUCGACUAGCUCUGUCACACAGACAACAAACACUCUCACUGGUUCUGAAAUAUCAACAUUUGGUGGAAAAAACAACCUUUGGGUCAGCAACAGCCAACACUGGAAAAACUUCACAGAGGACAACAACUGAUUCUGCAACCACUGCUGGAAAAUCAACUGAUGAUUCCAUGACCUCUGUUGGAACAACAGACAUAACUGCUGCAGCUACUGACUCCACAGCAAAGGUUUCAAUCAGUGCUGGGACUUCAACAAAAGAUGCUGGAACUAUCACCAUGAUGGCAACAAACACUGGUGAAACAAGUUUGUAUAUAACAAAACGUAGCACUACAUCCACUACUGUGAAGUCAACAGAAGAUGCUUUGACCAGUGGGAUGACAACAACAGCAACAGAUUCCUCACCUCGUGUUCUGACAGCAACAAUAGAUACAGUUAAUGGUGCAACAACAUCAGCAACAGGGGUUCCAACUGGCACAAUGACAGCAUCUCCUGAUGGGGCAACUACCACUGGGACAACAACGGCAUUUCCUAAAACCAAUGCUGGAACAAUAACACCACUCAUUGCAACUCACAGUGGGGUGUCAACAACAUCUGCUACAACAAGCAGUGAGACUAUGACAAAUGCUAAAACCAGUGUUAGCACUGCAGCUAAGCAGACUUCAACUAGUACCAGGAUAGAAACAACCAAUACUGCACCCAGUCCUAUUACGUCACAACCAGAGUCUACUGCAAUAAGGUCUAGAGCUUCAACACUGGAAUCUACAACAAUCUCUAAGAAAGAGACAGCAGAUGUUUCGACUAGCUCUGUCACACAGACAACAAACACUCUCACUGGUUCUGAAAUAUCAACAUUUGGUGGAAAAACAACCUUUGGGUCAGCAACAGCCAACACUGGAAAAACUUCACAGAGGACAACAACUGAUUCUGCAACCACUGCUGGAAAAUCAACUGAUGAUUCCAUGACCUCUGUUGGAACAACAGACAUAACUGCUGCAGCUACUGACUCCACAGCAAAGGUUUCAAUCAGUGCUGGGACUUCAACAAAAGAUGCUGGAACUAUCACCAUGAUGGCAACAAACACUGGUGAAACAAGUUUGUAUAUAACAAAACGUAGCACUACAUCCACUACUGUGAAGUCAACAGAAGAUGCUUUGACCAGUGGGAUGACAACAACAGCAACAGAUUCCUCACCUCGUGUUCUGACAGCAACAAUAGAUACAGUUAAUGGUGCAACAACAUCAGCAACAGGGGUUCCAACUGGCACAAUGACAGCAUCUCCUGAUGGGGCAACUACCACUGGGACAACAACGGCAUUUCCUAAAACCAAUGCUGGAACAAUAACACCACUCAUUGCAACUCACAGUGGGGUGUCAACAACAUCUGCUACAACAAGCAGUGAGACUAUGACAAAUGCUAAAACCAGUGUUAGCACUGCAGCUAAGCAGACUUCAACUAGUACCAGGACAGAAACAACUAAUACUGCACCCAGUCCUAUUACUUCACAACCAGAGUCUACUGCAACAAGGUCUAGAGCUUCAACAGUGGAAUCCACAACAAUCUCUAAGAAAGAGACAGCAGAUGUUUCGACUAGCUCUGUCACACAGACAACAAACACUCUCACUGGUUCUGAAAUAUCAACAUUUGGUGGAAAAACAACCUUUGGGUCAGCAACAGCCAACACUGGAAAAACUUCACAGAGGACAACAACUGAUUCUGCAACCACUGCUGGAAAAUCAACUGAUGAUUCCAUGACCUCUGUUGGAACAACAGACAUGACUGCUGCAGCUACUGACUCCACAGCAAAGGUUUCAAUCAGUGCUGGGACUUCAACAAAAGAUGCUGGAACUAUCACCAUGAUGGCAACAAACACUGGUGAAACAAGUUUGUAUAUAACAAAACGUAGCACUACAUCCACUACUGGGAAGUCAACAGAAGAUGCUUUGACUAGUGGGAUGACAACAACAGCAACAGAUUCCUCACCUCAUGUUCUGACAGCAACAAUAGAUACAGUUAAUGGUGCGACAACAUCAGCAACAGGGGUUCCAACUGGCACAAUGACAGCAUCUCCUGAUGGGGCAACUACCACUGGGACAACAACGGCAUUUCCUAAAACCAAUGCUGGAACAAUAACACCACUCAUUGCAACUCACAGUGGGGUGUCAACAACAUCUGCUACAACAAGCAGUGAGACUAUGACAAAUGCUAAAACCAGUGUUAGCACUGCAGCUAAGCAGACUUCAACUAGUACCAGGAUAGAAACAACCAAUACUGCACCCAGUCCUAUUACGUCACAACCAGAGUCUACUGCAAUAAGGUCUAGAGCUUCAACACUGGAAUCUACAACAAUCUCUAAGAAAGAGACAGCAGAUGUUUCGACUAGCUCUGUCACACAGACAACAAACACUCUCACUGGUUCUGAAAUAUCAACAUUUGGUGGAAAAACAACCUUUGGGUCAGCAACAGCCAACACUGGAAAAACUUCACAGAGGACAACAACUGAUUCUGCAACCACUGCUGGAAAAUCAACUGAUGAUUCCAUGACCUCUGUUGGAACAACAGACAUAACUGCUGCAGCUACUGACUCCACAGCAAAGGUUUCAAUCAGUGCUGGGACUUCAACAAAAGAUGCUGGAACUAUCACCAUGAUGGCAACAAACACUGGUGAAACAAGUUUGUAUAUAACAAAACGUAGCACUACAUCCACUACUGUGAAGUCAACAGAAGAUGCUUUGACCAGUGGGAUGACAACAACAGCAACAGAUUCCUCACCUCGUGUUCUGACAGCAACAAUAGAUACAGUUAAUGGUGCAACAACAUCAGCAACAGGGGUUCCAACUGGCACAAUGACAGCAUCUCCUGAUGGGGCAACUACCACUGGGACAACAACGGCAUUUCCUAAAACCAAUGCUGGAACAAUAACACCACUCAUUGCAACUCACAGUGGGGUGUCAACAACAUCUGCUACAACAAGCAGUGAGACUAUGACAAAUGCUAAAACCAGUGUUAGCACUGCAGCUAAGCAGACUUCAACUAGUACCAGGAUAGAAACAACCAAUACUGCACCCAGUCCUAUUACGUCACAACCAGAGUCUACUGCAAUAAGGUCUAGAGCUUCAACACUGGAAUCUACAACAAUCUCUAAGAAAGAGACAGCAGAUGUUUCGACUAGCUCUGUCACACAGACAACAAACACUCUCACUGGUUCUGAAAUAUCAACAUUUGGUGGAAAAACAACCUUUGGGUCAGCAACAGCCAACACUGGAAAAACUUCACAGAGGACAACAACUGAUUCUGCAACCACUGCUGGAAAAUCAACUGAUGAUUCCAUGACCUCUGUUGGAACAACAGACAUAACUGCUGCAGCUACUGACUCCACAGCAAAGGUUUCAAUCAGUGCUGGGACUUCAACAAAAGAUGCUGGAACUAUCACCAUGAUGGCAACAAACACUGGUGAAACAAGUUUGUAUAUAACAAAACGUAGCACUACAUCCACUACUGUGAAGUCAACAGAAGAUGCUUUGACCAGUGGGAUGACAACAACAGCAACAGAUUCCUCACCUCGUGUUCUGACAGCAACAAUAGAUACAGUUAAUGGUGCAACAACAUCAGCAACAGGGGUUCCAACUGGCACAAUGACAGCAUCUCCUGAUGGGGCAACUACCACUGGGACAACAACGGCAUUUCCUAAAACCAAUGCUGGAACAAUAACACCACUCAUUGCAACUCACAGUGGGGUGUCAACAACAUCUGCUACAACAAGCAGUGAGACUAUGACAAAUGCUAAAACCAGUGUUAGCACUGCAGCUAAGCAGACUUCAACUAGUACCAGGACAGAAACAACUAAUACUGCACCCAGUCCUAUUACUUCACAACCAGAGUCUACUGCAACAAGGUCUAGAGCUUCAACAGUGGAAUCCACAACAAUCUCUAAGAAAGAGACAGCAGAUGUUUCGACUAGCUCUGUCACACAGACAACAAACACUCUCACUGGUUCUGAAAUAUCAACAUUUGGUGGAAAAACAACCUUUGGGUCAGCAACAGCCAACACUGGAAAAACUUCACAGAGGACAACAACUGAUUCUGCAACCACUGCUGGAAAAUCAACUGAUGAUUCCAUGACCUCUGUUGGAACAACAGACAUGACUGCUGCAGCUACUGACUCCACAGCAAAGGUUUCAAUCAGUGCUGGGACUUCAACAAAAGAUGCUGGAACUAUCACCAUGAUGGCAACAAACACUGGUGAAACAAGUUUGUAUAUAACAAAACGUAGCACUACAUCCACUACUGGGAAGUCAACAGAAGAUGCUUUGACUAGUGGGAUGACAACAACAGCAACAGAUUCCUCACCUCAUGUUCUGACAGCAACAAUAGAUACAGUUAAUGGUGCGACAACAUCAGCAACAGGGGUUCCAACUGGCACAAUGACAGCAUCUCCUGAUGGGGGAACUACCACUGGGACAACAACGGCAUUUCCUAAAACCAAUGCUGGAACAAUAACACCACUCAUUGCAACUCACAGUGGGGUGUCAACAACAUCUGCUACAACAAGCAGUGAGACUAUGACAAAUGCUAAAACCAGUGUUAGCACUGCAGCUAAGCAGACUUCAACUAGUACCAGGACAGAAACAACCAAUACUGCACCCAGUCCUAUUACGUCAGAACCAGAGUCUACUGCAACAAGGUCUAGAGCUUCAACAGUGGAAUCCACAACAAUCUCUAAGAAAGAGACAGCAGAUGUUUCGACUAGCUCUGUCACACAGACAACAAACGAUCGCAUUGGUUCUGAAAUGUCACCAACCACCUCUGGGUCAGCUACAUCCUUUUCACCAGCUAGUGCUCAGACCCAGUCCUCCAAUUACACACAGGGCAUGAAAUUAGCCUUUCUCAAGGAAGUGCUGGAUAAAGAUUUCUCUCCUACGGCUGUUAGUGAUGAAGAGUUCCUGCAAUGGCUGAAGGUGGAACUCAGACCUUUGUUGGUCAGUCUUUCUUCAAGUCUGGUUAAGGACGUCUUCAGCAUUGUGAAAAACAGGAGCUGUAACAGCACCCAAGAAAUGAUUUCAGUGCUUGAAAGCGUACUGAAGACAUUCAGCGAUGACACAAAGACAGAGAUCCACAAAAAUAUUGCCCACUUGCUCCAAGAUCAAAAGCCGCUGAAGUGCUACAGCGGUGGAAGCUUCUACCUCUUCCUGAAGAACACCUUCCUCAGCUUCGGCUUUCCAGAUGUGUCGACGCUCAUUUCUCUCCUGCCACCGACACGCAAGUCAGAGCUCCUAAACACCAUCAGCACCUCAGAACUGGGUCAACUCCUCAGUCAACCGGGGGUAAUUAAUAACAGUCCAGAUGUCUGCAUCAUCUUCAGCCACUACAACAACACCGCCACCUUCCUACAGUCGGAGGACGUCCCAGAUGAUGUGAGGAGGACCAUCCUCCCCUGUGUGUGGCCCUUGGCUCUGAGCAGCAGCAGCAGAUCUGAGGUUGAUCUGUGGUUUAACGUACGCCUGAAGGACUACCUGAGGUUCCUCACCAAGGAGCUCAUUAGUUCUACUGAGGUCCAGAACGCCUCAUGUCUCGCCUUCCAGAAGCUGGUGUUUUUUAUGGGAAAAAUCUUCACCUACAACAGAUCUAAGUUUGGACAGGAAGAUGUGUAUCCCACCAUCAGGAGCUACUUGAGAGCUGGUUCCGGAGCUAGAUGCUACGAUCCCAGAGAUCCAGAACUGAGCUCUUCCUCCUGGUUUGUCAACUACAUCGGCAGCUUUAUCACGUUUAUCACUCUGGACGAUCUCACCAGCUUCAUCUCCACCUCCCAGCUGCAGUUAUUCUUGGAGGAUCGAUCUAAUCUGGAGCUCUUCAACAACACAGCGGUCUCUAGAGAUGUGACAGACUACUACAUCUCCCAGCUUUAUGCAUUCAAACCAGCCUUCAGUGCUUUCAAGCUCCCAGGCUCUCUGUUGUGCUCCUCAAACGUCCCAAGCUCAGUAUUUUCUUCUCUUACUGAAGCUGAGACCAUGGUCAUCUUGGACAGGCUGAAGACCUUCUGCAGUGGAACAGAAGAUCCCGAGGUUUCUGCAGCUCUGACGUCCAACAUCAAGACCUUCACAAAGCAAACCUUUGAAGAACUUGCAAAUGCCUCUUCAGCACUGACCAGAGAUCAGAUCCUGUCAGUGUCCUCCUCAGUUCUGGUGUCCUCCUUGUCAACCCUGGGCUCUGUGAAAAACUGGGGCCAGGACCAGACCACCACCAUUAUCCAGUCCAUCACCUCCUCAGGCUUCCAGAUCAACAGUGCAGCAUCUCUGGAGUCCCUGGGAACUCUUGUUGUUGGACUUCGCUCAGAGACGAUACAGAUGAUCUCAUCUUCUGAAGUCCUCAGUGCCUCCAGGAACCCCAACCUAGUUUCUAACAUGCUGGAAGCCCCAAAGGUUGUCCAGCAGACAUUUGUCACAAAGAUCAUUUCUGUGGACACAAAUCCGGCUAAAGUGGUGCAGAAUGUCCCUGAUGUCUUAGCAAGUGAGAUCCCACCUUCACUGCUGGUGUUUUCUGAGAGGACAGCAAACAUCAGCGUGAUAAACAGAAAGACGUGGACACCAGACCAGUCCGCCAUGUUUAUUGGGACUUUGGCUGAAAUCAACGUUGACAUUGAGCAGUUUUCACCGUCUGUGCUGCAAGGCUUCAGUUGUUCCUCUGUUCAGAAAAUGUCAAAAACCACAAUCAAGCAGAUGAUCCGUGCCUGUCGACAGAGGAAAGGCAGGGCUAAGGUGGAGCUGAAGGAACCACAGCUGACCUGCAUGUACAACCUGCUCCGUGACGGCCUCUCUCUGAACUUCACAGAUUAUCCUUCAGACAUGCUUCUCUACUUGAACAUUCAGGAUGUCCAGAAAGGAAACUGCAGGUCCUACUUUUCUGCACUGGGUGCUGCAGACUUCACUGUAGCCUCUGGUAUCUUGAACAAGGGCCCAAAGAAGUUCAGUGAAGCCAAGAACUGCUUGGGGAUCAGUGGCCCCCGCCUCAGCAGAGACAACGUGGAGGUCCUGGGGAACAUGGCCUGCAGCCUGGAAAGAUCCGACAUCGAGAACUCAGAUCCUCUCAUCCUGGAAAACCUCAAGGCCUGCAAAGAUCUCUCUGACGGCCAAGUGGCUGCUGUGGAAACACUGCUGCUAUCUGGGAAGACAAAAUACGGAGAUCGCUCCACCUGGAACCAGCAAACACUAGUGGACCUUGGAAUCCAUCCACUGUACUUCACCAGAAACAUUUGGGGACAGUUUAAAACCGCAACAAAGAGAAGGUUCCUUAAAGGUUUCAUGCCAAACUUAAGAAAAGGAAAAACACAGAAGAAGAAGCUGAAGAGGCUGUUUAAACAAAUUAGCCCCCGUGUGGCCAAACGAGCAGCAGGAUGCACUGAGGGCAACAUCACCCAUACGACCAUUAGCGACCCGUCUUUUCCUUUUGGCUUCGACGUGACCCAGUUUGACCUCUGCCUGGAUGUUUCUGUUCUGAAAGACAACCUCAACGCUCUCUGCCAGAAAGUGGAUGAUGAUGACUUCCAGAAAAUUAUUCUGAAGAAGCUCAACCAGGCCUUCCCCACUGGAGUUCCUGACCAGGAAGUACAGAUGCUUGCCUCCGUAUCUCGCGCAGCAACACUUGAUGACAUCUCUAGAUGGAGCAUCACUAGCCUGGACACCUUGGCAGCUCUCAUGGACCCUGAAAAUGGACCCUGGGAACAGUCAAAGAGCAAAGAAAUCAUCACCAAGUACCUGAACACCUCUGGAAAUUCCCUGGGCAGCAGGGAGCUGAACUUUAUUGACUCCAACCUUUGCUCAUUGGACACCAGCAUGUUGCAGAACAUCACAUCAGACAGUAUUGGAAACGCCAAGCUUCUUAAUGUGGCAUCGUGUUCAGCUGAGCAGAAGAGAGUCCUCUAUGAGAUCAGCAACAGCUCCUUCAGCAUCCAUCGGGAUAAUCCUGUUAUCUUUUACAUCCUGGUUAAAGGCUAUCUCGGCGGAGCGCCUCGAGCGGACAUUGUCACGUUAUCAACACAGAACAUCAGCAUGGAUGUCAACACUUUAACGAGUCUGGAUAAAGAUGUGAUAUCUGGUUUGAAGGUGACAGACGUCCGAGGUCUCAUGGGGGAGCAUCUACCAGAUCUGAAGCUGUUUGAGAAUGACACUGUGGUUCAGACCUGGGUGACCCAGCAGCUACAAUCUGACCUGGAUACGCUGAAUCUGGGCCUGUUAGGUGGCAGAGCAGACCCGAUCACGCCAGCACCUAGCUCAAACACAACCGGCUCCAACAUGACAGGCCAGAGUACUACAGGCGGCACUAAUAUUACAAAUGGCACCGUGACACAGGAAAACGGAGACAGUUCAAGUACGCCCCCAUCAAGCACACCACCACCUUCACAAUCUGCGACCACAAAUGGUUUCCUGGAGUCUGCAAAAUCACCAGCCUCUGUUCUCCUGGUAGCUCUGCUCUCGGCUGUUCUACAAGUACUACUACAACCAGCCUAAACAGCCCCUCUGCAGCAACUAUCCUGGGGGUUUAACCAAGACGUUGUUUUACCUCAUAGUUGAGUUAUUAUUACUAGCUGUUUUAUGUAUUCACAUGUAGAAAACAUGCUUAAUUUUAAUUCAUUUUCAACUCUUUACUAUCCUAUCUUAGCAUAACGUUACUGAUUUGUCUCUAAAAAAAAUCAAUGAAAUCUUUAAAAGUUUAAAU